CUUCUAUGUUUCUAUAGUUUCUUGUAUCAAGUGAUGUCGUUAAUUUGGUUUGCCGAAUCAAGAUGUUUUAUUUUGUUACUUGUUCAUGUAAAGCAGUGCCCAUAUUACCGAAGGAAAACAUGAUUUUGUUCUUUUUCAUUUUUGAGCUAGAUGACACAUUGGUAUUUAUCUGCCUGUGUAUGCGAGCAAGCAUGAAUGAAGUUUAGCCCUUUCCAAAAAAUAAAAAGAAAACAUCAAUUUUAGUCUAUCUUAAUAUCUACACCGUUUCAAACGUUAACGGAGCGUGACUGUGUGAUCCUCCUUGUCCUUGAUGACAAUUUUUAAAAAUGUUAAACUUGAGAAGCAUAUUUUACUACAAAAAUAUUAAGAUCCGCUUAUCGUUGGCCUUCUUUGUUUUCCUUUUAGUUACAAACUUACCAGCAUUAUAAAUUUUCUGUGAAAAUUACUUGCUACGUGACCAGUUAUCUACUCACUGCCUUGGCAUGAGUCUUCUAACCAUCCGUUUGUUAUGCCUAAACAAUGGCACACUUCUUUACUUGUCAAAGCCAUUUACCAAAUUUUUGCAUGUAUAUAUUGUCAACCCUGUAAAUUUCAACACCAUAACUCAUCAUCUACUAACAUUAUCGACAUGGAGUUCUUCCUUGCCAAUGUAAUAUUUGUCUUUAGCCAGCUCAAGAUUCUAGCAGCCAUUCUCGCCAUAGCCACUGCUGUAUAUCUCUUCUACAAAACAAAACGUGUAUAUCUAGUUGAUUUCAUGUGUUAUAGUGCCCCUGAUGCUUACCGAGCCCCUACAUCUACCUUCGUAGAACACAUAGAAAGAUUAGGCAAAUUCAACAGUGAGACUAUUGAGUUUCAAACUAAAGUCUUGAAAAGAUCUGGUCUUGGAAGCAAAAGCUACUUUCCCGCUGGUAUUCAUCUGUAUCCAACCGAUCAAACUCUUAACUCAGCUGUACAAGUUGAAAUGGUGCUCUUUUCAGUAGCACAAGAGCUCCUUUCCAGGCACAAAAUUGACCCAAAAAGCAUUGAUAUUCUCAUAACUAACUGCAGCGUCAUUUGUCCAGCUCCCUCUUUUGCUUCCAAGAUUGUCAACAAGUUUGGUUUGAGAAGCAAUAUAAAGAGCUUCAACCUCUCUGGAAUGGGAUGCAGUGCCGGACUAUUAUCAGUUUCUUUGGCUGAAGACCUCCUCAAAGUUCAUGAGAACUCUCUAGCUUUGAUUCUGAGUAUGGAAUCUGUUUAUUCAAAUAUCUACAAUGGAAAAGUCAAGUCCAUGUUGCUUGCUAAUUGUUUGUUUCGGAUGGGUGGUGCUGCGGUCUUGCUUUCCAAUCGGAAAAGAGACAAAAGAGUAGCCAAAUAUGAACUUAAACACUUGGUGAGAACCUAUGCCAAAGAUAGUUAUUACAAAUGUGUAAUCCAGGAGCCAGGUAAGGAUGGAUUUACUGGGGUUAACUUAUCAAAAUCACUCAAGCAAGUAGCAGGGAAAGCCUUAAGAGUUAAUACGGCUACACUUGCAGUAUUGGUACUACCCUAUUCAGAGCAAGUCAAGUACAUUUUGGCAAUUGUUUGGAAGAAAAUUUGGCCCCCAGCAAAAAAAAGAGGGCCCUAUAUACCAAACUUUAAGAAAGCGUUUGAGCAUUUUUGUAUUCAUUCAGGCGGGAAGUCAGUUAUCGAAACAGUGAAGGAGAAACUGAAGUUGAGAGAAAAGGACAUUGAAGCCUCAAGGAUGACACUUCACAAGUUUGGGAACACAUCCUCUGCCUCAAUUUGGUACUCACUUUGCUAUCUUGAGGCAAAAGGAAGAGUUAAGAAAGGGGACCGAGUUUGGCAGUUGUCUUUCGGGAGUGGGCUCAAGUGUAACAGUGCAGUUUGGAAGUGCAUCAAACAUCUUGACCAUGAAAGUUCUAAUGUCUGGUCUGAUUGGAUCCACAGGUAUGCGGUGGAAGUUCCAGAUAUAAUGGAUCAUUGAAGCAAAUUAAUAUUUAGAAAUGAGAGUUUGUUUUUUCCUGGUAUGAUAGUAUAGAGCUGUAUAGUUUGGGAAGCUGAUAAUAAACUAUGCUAAAGAAUUUAUUAGUUUUUCUACCAAUGAUAGAGUAGCUAGCUACUUUUGGUACUGAUAUUGGGAUCAGUUUUGAAACAAUACAUUAAAUUGUGUUUUUCAGUAAGGAUGACUCAUUAUGCAA
Molecule: messenger RNA, 2177 nt
Organism: Cannabis sativa
Lineage: Eukaryota; Viridiplantae; Streptophyta; Magnoliopsida; Rosales; Cannabaceae
Product: 3-ketoacyl-CoA synthase 7-like
Exons: 1
Coding region: 509-1963 (484 amino acids)
Biological process (GO): fatty acid biosynthetic process
Cellular component (GO): membrane
Molecular function (GO): acyltransferase activity, transferring groups other than amino-acyl groups
Source: RefSeq, a predicted model, not a curated record